UUGGAAGUUAAAACGGAAUAGUGUUGAGUCAGGUCGUCUAUAGCAGGUCACAUCUAUAUAUAACCCUGACAGCCUCUGGCCACACUAAACUAAAACGCACGGGCUGCAAGCUGGAGUGCUCCAGGGCACCCGUUCACAUCAACAGAAUGGAUGAACAGGAAAGCAUAAAUGAGGAACUUAUCGAGUUUGCCAUUCGAGAGAGCAUUCCAGAUGCCCACAAGCUGCCAUGUUCGAACAGGAAGGAAUCAAACAGUGACGACUUAGUCAAGAUAAUGGCAGCCAUUCACAAGGGUGAUGUGUAUGGGCUGCAGGAGCUGUCAGGUUGUGUGUCUGCCUUCAGAGAGAGCGACAGCAGGGGCCGGCUGCCUCUGCAUGCAGCAGCUGUGCAGCCACAGCAAGACGUCCUGUAUGUGGUGCUGCAGGCAGUGUUGACAUCUACAGACCUGACCCUGGAGGAGCCGACAGAUGAUGGGGACACGUCUCUGACUCUGGCAGCAGAGGCCGGCCUGGUGGAAAAUGUCAGGAUGCUGCUGCAGCACGGAGCAUCACCGCACAACACCAACAGCAGGAAUGAGUCGCCUCUGCUGAUUGCAGUAAGACAGAGAUCAUACGACAUGGUUGUAGCCCUCGUCAUGGGUGGGGCCUUUGUGGAGCAGGUGUGUCUCACUAAGUGGACGGCCACACAUGAAGCUGCAAAGGUGGGUUGUCCAGCUAUCAUGAUGCUGCUGCUUCAACACGGAGCCAAAGUAACAGCCAGAGGCGUGCAUGGGGUGACUCCUCUGGGAAUCGCAGCUGAAUAUGGCAACACUGAAGCCUUGGAGAUACUCAUACAGCAUGGUGGUGACGUGAAUGUCCAGUCCAGCAAUGGAGACACCGUCCUGUAUGAUGCAUCUGGAUCUGGAAACCUGGACUGUGUCGAGCUGCUCCUGCGCCACGAAGCCGACCCAAAUAUAGCCAGCUACGCCUGCCUGCUGCCCAUCCACAGAGCUGCAUAUGAGGGACACAUACUAGUCCUGAGGAUGCUCAUCUCCAUUACCACAAAAAGAGCUAUCAGUCUCUCAGGCCAGAACCCCAUCCACUCAGCAGCUGACGGGGGACAGGUCAAGUGUCUGGAGCUGCUAAUUCGGAAAGGAUAUGAUGUCAACGCCUUGCUGAAAACACACAUCUCUGAGAACUACGGGGACCUCAGGAAGACUGCUCUGUACUUUGCUGUUUCCAACGGUGAUGUAACCUGUGCUGAGAUGCUGCUGGCAGCUGGUGCAAACCCUGACCUGGACCCACUGCGAUGCAUCCUGGUCGCUAUACGCGCUGAGAGGUAUGAGCUGGUGCAGCUGUUGCUGUCCUAUGGAGCAGAGGUGAAUUGUUACUUCAGAGUGAUCAACAACACACUGUUCCCCACUGCCCUGCAGUACAGCCUAAGGGACCCUGUCAUGCUGCAGUUGCUGCUCAACAGUGGAUAUCAAGCUUACAGGUGUUUCCAUUGUUGCCAUGGUAACAGUGAAGAAAUUGAUAGUAGCUGGACUGACCUCCAUAACCAAGCCUACCAGAUUUACAGUCGACCUAACGUCAUCUCAUUCUGCGAGUUUGUAUCUGUGCCGUGGGUCACACAUCUGGUCGGCAGUGUUGUAAGGAUGCUCCUGGACUACGUCAGCCACGUCAACAUCUGUCCCAUCCUCAAACGCGUCCUGGAGAAUACGCCCGAGUGGGAUGAGAUUUCUGACAUACUGAGCAAGCCACGGUCCCUGCAGCACUUGUGUCGUCUGGUAAUCAGAGGUCACAUGAGCCUCAGGAUGCUGAAUGACCCUGAAGCUGUGGCUGCUGUCCCAUAUCCUCCGAGACUGAAGAACUACCUGACCUACAAAGAGUGACCUGUAUGAUCUCUCCUCUACGUGAAACACAUUCUAUUUAUACAAGUGUGAUUGAAACACUAAU
Sander lucioperca (pikeperch) is the source of this 1932-nucleotide messenger RNA. It is a transcript of the gene asb15b, whose product is annotated as ankyrin repeat and SOCS box containing 15b. Gene Ontology annotation, cellular component: cytoplasm. The transcript is spliced from 14 exons. Gene Ontology annotation, molecular function: protein binding. NCBI's taxonomy places the organism in Eukaryota, Metazoa, Chordata, Actinopteri, Perciformes, Percidae. Gene Ontology annotation, biological process: intracellular signal transduction. The record is from RefSeq and is a predicted model, not a curated record. Bases 147 to 1868 code for a protein of 573 amino acids.